AUGGCACCUAGAAGAAGAACGGAUCCCGAAUCCGACCUCAGCCGUCAAGAUAGACACCUCGAGCCAGAAAUCCUUGCAGAACCGCCCGAUAAUGUUUCGGAUCGGCUCCCAAGCGCGUCCCAGCGCAAGUCUAACUUACCACGUAUUAUCGAUUCCAAAGAGUCGAACCAGAGUCGCAGUUCCAAUUCAGCAACUACCAACAAGGUCCUACGAGCGAAAAACAGAGUACGGAGAGUAGCUAAACACAGUUCACGAGAAGAGCCUUUACUAUGGAUUGACGAUGGGUAUUACGAAGCGAACCCAUGGCAUGACCGGACGAAUAAAAAGCCAAUUUUCAGCCUCGGAGCGCCUUUGCCACGUAAAGUCCGCUGGGCUAAGGAACCAGUUGACCUGUCUGCUAGAUCUGUAUCCAAGUCUCCUGAAGACCUAGCAGAACUGGGAGAGGUCGACAUUGAUGGUGCAGGCGGGCCAAAUAUCGAGAGGCGGGAAAGCACGGCAGAGAAUGAGAACUCAGGGUUCAGAAGGACAGCUGCGGGCAUCACUCACGAGGAUCUUUGCAGUUAUGGAAUCGAUAGUGAACCACUAGGCCAGCGGAAACAUGGCGACGUGGAGAAAGGGGACAGGGACCCAGAUGAGUUCCGUAACUGGUGGGCCCGUAUACGAGCUAAGCAUCCUGAGCCGUUGGCUGAGUUUCUUGCGACAGGAAUAGCUGUAUUUAUGGGAUUAGGAGCAACUCUGUCUGUAAACCUCUCUGCUGCCCAGGAUGUAAAAUAUAGUACCUUUGAGACUUCAUGCUGGGCGUGGGGCUUUGCCUGGAUGUUUGGCAUAUACCUUGGUGGUGGUGUAUCCGGUGCUCAUAUGAACCCAGCUAUUUCGAUCAGCUUAUCGGUAUUCCGCGGCUUUCAAUGGCAAUCAUGCCUCGUCUACGUGGUUGUACAAUUUGUUGCUGGUAUUGCUGCCGGGGCUUUGGCUUAUGGUAUCUAUAGAGAUACGAUCAGAUAUGCCGACCCUACUAUGACCAACACAGCCAAAACCUUCUUCUCGAGUCCCCAGGAAGGGGUAUCGCUUGGCACGGCUUUCUUUGAUCAAAUUGUCGGUAGUGCAAUUAUGAUGAUUGCUGUUUUCGCUCUAGGAGACGAUCAGAACAACCCUCCCGGUGUGGGAAUGCACGCCUUGGUACUUGGGCUCCUAGUCACUACCCUGAAAUUUACUCUCGGGUACACAAUAGGAUCAGCACUGAAUCCAGCUUCGGACUUUGGCCCAAGAGUCGUAGCCUGGGCGGUGGGCUAUCGAGGCCCCGAAGUUUUUCAAAUAGGAUGGUGGUUUUACGACCUAUGGCUUGCUACUCUGAUUGGAUCCUUCAUCGGAUGUGCCUUGUAUGAUGGCUUCAUCUUUGUCGGAACUGAGAGUCCGAUCAACUACCGAAUAAGGGGUGGAGUCAAGAAGCAAAAUCAAAAGCUUUUUGAUUGUGCAAGAAGGAAGUGAUGAUACCUAGGUAGGUAGGUAUAGUUAUACUUUUUUGGUGGUGUAGGAAUUUAGAGAACUUGUAAUAGUUGAUAAG
Molecule: messenger RNA, 1561 nt
Organism: Daldinia decipiens
Lineage: Eukaryota; Fungi; Ascomycota; Sordariomycetes; Xylariales; Hypoxylaceae
Product: aquaporin-like protein
Exons: 4
Coding region: 1-1485 (494 amino acids)
Biological process (GO): water transport; glycerol transmembrane transport
Cellular component (GO): plasma membrane
Molecular function (GO): glycerol channel activity; water channel activity
Source: RefSeq, a predicted model, not a curated record